CGCAUGAAGAGUAAUUGAAACGCGCAAAUCCACUCGAAUUUUGACUUUGAUCAAAGCAUUUUUAUUAAUUUCGAUAAAAAUGGAUUUAAAGUGGGGUUGGAUAUGUCUGAUUAUUGCGCUGUGUUUGCGAAUUCUUGUCCAUGGCGUUAUACACUCUUAUGGGGUUUUUCUGGCGAAUUUCAGUCGUGAAAUAGAAGAUACCAAAGUUGCAACUUUAGCCUGGGUUGGAGCAGUAGCCUAUGGAGUAGUGGAAACUGGCACCCCUAUUGCUCUGAUACUAGUCCGCAAAAUUGGGGCCCGGAACACCGUUGUCAUUGGCGUGUUAGCGGCCUCGACUGGGUUGUACUUGUCUGGAAUCGCCGGUAACCCGCGGCAGCUGUUCUUUACGUACAGUUUGCUGACCGGAAGUGGCAUGUUGUUGAUGAACAAACCUGUCUUCUUCUUGCUGGACAAAUACUUCCCAAGGGACCACGAGUAUCAUGUGUUGACAACUAGCGUUCCGCGAUGGUCCAACAGCCUUGGACCCCUUCUCUUUAACCCGCUAUCGGCUGCUUUAAUAGGCAGGAUUGGUUGGAACAUGACAUUUGUAACAUACGGGACGUUGUACUUACUCGUGGGAGGCGCCGGUGCCUACUGUAUCAGAGACGCGCCAGAGGCAACUCAAGAGGAGGCACAAGAAGACACUAAAGACCAAAGAAGGCACGGCGAAUCAAAACUGACAGAGAGUACAGGGAUGUUUGUUGUUGUUUGUGCCGGAUUGCUCUUCUUUGCAGCCGUCUUCUGCUGGGCGUUUGUCGUAUUUGACCCCACGUUCAUAUUGGUUAAGCAUAUGGAGACUCUCGGUUUCCACGAGUCAACAGGAGCUUUCGCAGUCACAGUCUUCUCUGCAUCUGACCUCGUGGGCCGAAUACUGAUUACACUACCCAGUGACAAACUGGUGAAGGGAAGGAUCGUCUACCUGUCUGCCGUGUGCUGCUUUCUUUUAGGCAUACAGAACUUCUUCAUGGGUUUCUCUACUGGCUACGCGCUGGUCUUGUCCUACGCCAUCAUGGCGGGCUUUACAACGGGCUUGAUGGGCGCCCUGAAGUUCCCAUUGUGUGAUGAAAUCAUGGACGGGCAUUAUACACAUGAACUCUUUGCUUUAAGUGGUCUCGCCAGUGGAACAGCAUUGAUCCUGGGCAUAGUUGCUGCAGGAGAAAUCUUUGACACCACCGGCUCAUAUCAAACCGUGUUCUUCCUCGAGUUGGGGGCCUUCUGGAUGGCGGCGCUAGCAUUUGGCGCCAUCGUCAUGUUACGAAACAAAGUCCUUCGAAAAUCUUUACCGAAUACUGAUGAGAAAAUGCCCCUCGUAGCAAGCGGCCAGAUUCUGGAAGUGCCUUCCACGCCAGUGAUCUAA
Messenger RNA from Lingula anatina, 1396 nucleotides. RefSeq names its product monocarboxylate transporter 13-like. Gene Ontology annotation, molecular function: monocarboxylic acid transmembrane transporter activity. Gene Ontology annotation, biological process: transmembrane transport. Lineage: Eukaryota; Metazoa; Brachiopoda; Lingulata; Lingulida; Lingulidae. The record is from RefSeq and is a predicted model, not a curated record.